Dendronephthya gigantea is the source of this 3061-nucleotide messenger RNA. RefSeq names its product choline kinase alpha-like. NCBI's taxonomy places the organism in Eukaryota, Metazoa, Cnidaria, Anthozoa, Malacalcyonacea, Nephtheidae. Gene Ontology annotation, molecular function: choline kinase activity; ethanolamine kinase activity. The record is from RefSeq and is a predicted model, not a curated record. Bases 680 to 1855 code for a protein of 391 amino acids. Gene Ontology annotation, cellular component: cytoplasm. The transcript is spliced from 10 exons. Gene Ontology annotation, biological process: phosphatidylethanolamine biosynthetic process; CDP-choline pathway.
GACUUGCGUAAACUCAAGUCCUAAUUCAAAACUUGUCAUGACACAUGAGAUGUAUACUAACUACAUACAUAAGUCGCGUUUACAGCACUUUGGCACGGCAUGGAUAAAAUUGGUACCCGUGCCCGGUUUUAUUAGUUCUCAUGCAGAAGUUGUAUUUUAAUCUUAUAGAUGUGAACGAGUUAAUUGGUUGCUACAGAUGUUCAAACUAGUAUAUCACUAUCCAGUGGAUAGCGCAUUUGUACAACCACAGUAAAAAGUACCAACCGACAAUUUAACGAUACUGGUUUGACUGGUCAGUACAGGGUCGUGAUACAGGUUUUGAAGAGCAACUUCGCAUCGUUCAACACCCCUGUUCACAAGUUACAUUUCCCCUGAGUCCCCUCCCACGUCGACACCCCUUCGUAAUGUGACGUUUAUUUAUGCCACGCGACAAUUGCAAUAUCAACUAUCAAGUUUGAAUUUGAGAAUGGCGCAUGGUGAUGGGAAUCGAAUGACUAGAACCGAUCAAAGUUCAGCUUAGAAAUACUUGCUGGACCCUGUUUAACUUUGUAACGAGACACGACUGGGACUUUGGCUUGUUAAUAAAAUACAAUGUAAAACUUCGCCCGGGCAGUAUUAUGUACGGUUGCAUGCAAAUUUAAUAUGUCUCCAUUUAUUAAACGGGUGGCUGAAUUCAAAGAUGUUUCGAAACAAUAUAUUACGUUGUAUUAAACGAUAUUUUAUUUCAAGAAAUAUGGUUGAACCCAAAAUAAAAGAGUUCAGCUUUGAGUUGUGCCGUAAAUAUCUUGGAGGGGAGUGGAAGAAAACACCCUUGGCAAAGUUUGAAAUACAACGAGUUCAUGGUGGCUUGACGAAUCAUUUGUUUGUUUGUUCCUUGCCAAAUGAUACGAGAGAGAAGAAUCCUAAAAGCAUAAGCAAAGUUCUUCUUCGUCUCUAUGGAGCGUUCUAUAGCGACAUGUCGGAUAGCACAGUACGAAUGAUGGAAGAAUGUAUGAUUUGUGUUCUGUUAGCGGAGAAAAAAAUGGGACCUGACCUGUAUGGGAUAUUUCCAGAGGGAAGACUGGAACAGUUUAUACCUGAUGUUCGAUCUUUAACAAGUACUGAAGUGCGACAGCCUCAAUUAUCCCGACAGAUAGCCGAACAUGUCGCUGCUUUUCAUAAACUGACAUUGCCGUUGUCGAAGGAGGGAACCUGGUUUCUAGAAUCACUGGAAAAGUUCAUAAAGGAGAUAAAAGAGCUUAAGUUCAGCGAUUCCGCAAAAUCCAGAAAGUUGAAAGAAAUUUUAGCUCUAUAUGAUAUAGAUGAAGGACUUCAAUUCAUCAGAUCAGUUGUGCAGAACUGCGACUCUCCGGUUUUGUUUUGUCAUAAUGAUAUGCAACCAGGAAAUCUUUUAGUGAAGACUUAUGAAUGUCUCGAGGUUGCAAAAAUCAAAGUGAUUGAUUUUGAAUAUUCCUGCUAUAAUAACAGAGGAUUUGAUAUCGGCAACCAUUUUUGUGAAUGGGUAAGCGACUACAAUUACCCUCAUUAUCCAUAUUUCAUUGGAGACAUGACCAAGUAUCCAUCACAUGAUCAGAAGGUUUUCUUUGUGCGUACCUACUUGCAAGCGUUACACGAAGGCGAGAACGUGUCCGACGAAGAAGUUGAGAAGGUUAUUGUUGAAGCAGACAGAUUAUCUUUACUUUCCCACUUCUUCUGGGGAAUGUUUUCCAUUCUUCAAAGCUACAAAUCAACAAUAGACUUCGGAUAUCUGGAAUACGCAUUGUAUCGACUGGAGUGUUUUGAACAUUUUAAAUAUCUCGCAGAUGACGAAAGAAGCGAGGGCAAAAAGACGUUGUGUAUCAAUGGCAGUCACUAAAAGAGAAUAAUAUAUGCGCAUCGGUUCCAGUUUACGUACAUAAGUAUUUUCAGUUUAUCUGAAAAUCUAUACUUUUUUUUGCAUUCAAAUGCAUGUAAUCACUGCCAUGAUUAAGCUAUACAAGAAUGCCGAAAGUUCAAAACCUGGUAGGUAUACUAAAGUAUUUUAUUCGGGUAUAUUAUAAAACGACUCGUAAUUAGGUUGAUUGUGUAUAUAUAGGAAACGCACAUUUUACAUUUUGUUCAUUUUACAGUAUGAUAUUUCAGCAUAAUUAUAUAUACAGGGUGUUUCAUAAAUCCUCAGCCUUGAAAUUUCUGAAGAAAUCUAUACUUUGUAAUUAGUUCAAGGCGACGUUCACACGGCGGAACCAUUUUCGUUCGGUUUCCUUCUGCAUGUGAACAAGUAAAACCGUACGUAGCUUAAGGCAUGAAAAAUUUGGCCCUGGGAAAUUUGAAACCUCUUUUUUAAAAUCGUGACUGUUGAUUUUUUAGCUAUUAACUAGAGAGACGAUGAAGUGGAGUUUUAGUAUGAUUAGAAAAUUGAUUACGAAAAAAGAACCUCCAAUAUGUUGCAAAGAAAUGUCUGGCAACUUUACAGCGAUUUAAAUAAAAAAAUAAGCACCGUUCUACAAUAUAGUUUUUUUUUACCUCGAGAUCAUUUGUUUAAAAUUACUGGUUUUUGAUCUGCCACUUUGACAAAAACAACACGCCGCCAUUUUGAAAGUUGGCUUGGGUGAUUAUCGCGUAAUAAUCCAACGUUGCUUGACCAAUCAGAGUCCAGGAUUAAGAGCAAGUAAUACGAUUUAUUUUAUUAUUAAGCGUCGUUUUUGUGCUCAAAUGCAAAGCAGAUUUCCAAGGAAAUUUCUACGUUGGGGAUUUUUGUAUACUCCCUGCCUAUUUUCUACCUAAGUAGAAUUCACAUGUCUAACAGAAAGUAGAUUUUAUCUAUUAUCAUAGCCCAGUCUUACGCUCAAAUAUAUUUGAAAUUACAUACAUAGAUAGAAAUACAUCCAAUUAAUUAUUCACCUGAUCAAAGCAUUACAAUAUAUUGACGUUCAUGCAUCUAUCAGGCGUCAUGGCCACACAAGAUAUCACUUAAAACGUAAGUCCAGAUGAGAAUAAUACUAAUGUGUGCUUAAGGCCAUGUUACACGGUGCGAUUAUCUUUGCAACUUGCAAUACAUUUCUACUCUAAAGAGAUGUAAAUU